Molecule: messenger RNA, 819 nt
Organism: Chanos chanos (milkfish)
Lineage: Eukaryota; Metazoa; Chordata; Actinopteri; Gonorynchiformes; Chanidae
Gene: armc1l
Product: armadillo repeat containing 1, like
Exons: 6
Coding region: 1-819 (272 amino acids)
Molecular function (GO): protein binding; metal ion binding
Source: RefSeq, a predicted model, not a curated record
AUGAUGGACGCAUUGUCAGUAGUGACUCAGCUGCGAGACCUGGCCUCAGAGCCACAAAACCGGGAGACCAUUGUGCGAGAUCAAGGAUGCCUUCCAGGACUUGUACUCUUUCUAGACCACAAAAACCCACAAGUGGUGUUUGCCACACUGCAGACACUGCGGUACUUGGCAGAAUCACGGCAGAACAUUGACACUAUGAAGAAUGAGCUGGGCAUGAUGGUGAGCCUAGAUAGCCUGAAGGAGAAGGAAAAUUUAACAGAUGACAUCACUACCCUUGCAAAAGAAGUGUAUGGCAUUUUGAAUGCUCCGGUGAACGCAGAAGUUUCCAGAACCCCUGAGCGUCGGAGAAAGACAAAUAAACCCCAGUUCUUCCUUAACAGCUCCAAUAAGAAGGCCAAAUCAGUUACCCUUCACAUACAGGGUUUAAAUGGAACGGAUGAGCGGAGUAUGUGUGAGGACGCCCUGUUAAAGGUGAAGGGUGUGAUUAGCUUUACUUUCCAGAUGGCACUGAAGAGAUGCACUGUACGCAUCCGAGCAGACCUGCCCACGGAGAGUCUGGCCACUGCCAUCGCUGCCACUAAUGUUCUCACAGCUCAGCAAGUUGUGAAAAAUGAUAGUGGAGAGGAGGUUCUUAUCCCACUCAGUACAUGUGUCAAAGGCAUUGAGGAGAAUUCCCUUCUGCCAGAAUAUCUCCCUGAGGACGAGAGUCCAGAGAAAGAGAUGGACCGCGCCAUUUCUCGGACAGCCGCUAAAGAGGACGCCGGAGGUAGCUGGCUGAAUGCCGCAGCAAGUUUCCUCAGCAAAACAUUCUACUGGUGA